AACAGAGGCCAAGGUAGCAGUCCUGGUCCUUUCCAACCGAAAGCCUCACCUGCGCAAGAUGGGUCCCCACGUCACCUGCUUCAGGUGGGUGGCUUUGCUCCUCAUCCUGACCCGCCAGCAUCCAGCGGAGGCCAAGCCGGCCCCACAUGCACAGGUCCUGGAGGGGCGGAUGGGGGUCCCAGCGGGGUCCUCGGAAGCGGAAGAGGGGGACGAUGGGCUUGCGUGGCCACUCGCGGAGACCGCUGCCCAACGGGUGCUCAUGGUCGCCCUCCUGGGCUCCCCCCAGCACCUCCCGCCCAGGAGCAAGAAGGGCCUCUCCCGGGGGUGCUUCGGGGUCAAGCUGGACCGCAUCGGGGCCCUGAGCGGAUUGGGAUGCUGAAGCUCACCUGGGAAAGAGUAACACUUUCGAGACGCCCAUUGAGGCCACCAACACCUCCAUUCAUCCAUUCAUUCUGGAUUUGCAGGAAUUACACAGCAGGAUAAAUAAAUGAGAGUUAAGCUGAAGUUACUUCUUUAGAUCUUGGAGAAGUUACUCUGAGAAUAUCGACUCACUUGGACUCAUGAAGUGAUUCGGUUUCCCAUUGGAGGUGGCUUCACCUUCCAGAUGCAUGUUUGUUCUCCCCGUUGUGAAAACUAACUCGUUACAAAGGGGUUUGGUGACUUGUAAUUCAUUAUGGCACCGGGAAAAAGUGAUGUGUCAAAUAAAUCUGUUUUCAUAA
Molecule: messenger RNA, 719 nt
Organism: Anolis sagrei ordinatus
Lineage: Eukaryota; Metazoa; Chordata; Lepidosauria; Squamata; Anolidae
Product: C-type natriuretic peptide 1-like
Biological process (GO): cGMP biosynthetic process; receptor guanylyl cyclase signaling pathway
Cellular component (GO): extracellular region
Molecular function (GO): hormone activity
Source: RefSeq, a predicted model, not a curated record